This is a messenger RNA of Phyllostomus hastatus (greater spear-nosed bat), 4694 nucleotides long. RefSeq names its product estrogen related receptor beta (gene ESRRB). Bases 266 to 1630 code for a protein of 454 amino acids. NCBI's taxonomy places the organism in Eukaryota, Metazoa, Chordata, Mammalia, Chiroptera, Phyllostomidae. The transcript has 7 exons. Gene Ontology annotation, biological process: regulation of DNA-templated transcription. Gene Ontology annotation, cellular component: nucleus. Gene Ontology annotation, molecular function: nuclear steroid receptor activity; sequence-specific DNA binding; steroid binding. The record is from RefSeq and is a predicted model, not a curated record.
UCCAAGUCUCUGGUGCCCGAGCCUCCUCCGCGGCUCCCCGUCCCCUCUGCCCGCCAGGAGAGCGUGCAGAAGUGGGAGCACCGGGCUGUGCGCGCACGGCUCUCUGCUUCCUUCUCGCCCCGCCACAGCGCUUGCUCCCACUCUGCCUUCUCCCGCUCACUGUGCCCCAGCCCGGACUCGCACCUCGCCUGUGCCCUUCACUCGCUCUUCCGCGUGAUUUCCCCGCGGUCUUUCUCUACCAACUGGGAAUGCUAAAACAGGCCUGAUGGACGUGUCAGAACUCUGCAUCCCGGACCCCCUCGGCUACCACAACCAGCUGCUGAACAGGAUGUCCGCAGACGACCGGCACCUGACCUCCAGCUGCGGCUCCUUCAUCAAGACGGAGCCGUCCAGCCCGUGCUCGGGCAUCGACGCCCUCAGCCACCACAGCCCCAGCAGCUCGUCGGACACCAGCGGCGCCUUUGGCCUGGCCCUGGGCGCCCACGCCAACGGUCUGGACUCGCCGCCCAUGUUUGCCAGCGCCGGGCUGGGAGGCACCCCGUGUCGUAAGAGCUACGAGGACUGUGCCAGCGGCAUCAUGGAGGACUCGGCCAUCAAGUGCGAGUACAUGCUGAACGCCAUCCCCAAGCGCCUGUGCCUCGUGUGUGGGGACAUUGCCUCUGGCUACCACUACGGCGUGGCCUCCUGCGAGGCCUGCAAGGCCUUCUUCAAGAGGACCAUCCAAGGGAACAUCGAGUACAGCUGCCCGGCCACCAACGAGUGCGAGAUCACGAAACGGAGGCGCAAGUCCUGCCAGGCCUGCCGCUUCAUGAAAUGCCUCAAAGUGGGGAUGCUGAAGGAAGGUGUGCGCCUUGACCGAGUGCGUGGAGGCCGCCAGAAAUACAAGCGACGGCUGGACUCGGAGAACAGCCCGUACCUGAGCUUACAGAUUUCCCCACCUGCUAAAAAGCCCUUGACCAAGAUCGUCUCCUACCUGCUGGUGGCUGAGCCAGACAAGCUGUAUGCCAUGCCUCCCGCCGGCAUGCCUGAGGGUGACAUCAAGUCCCUGGCCACUCUCUGUGACCUGGCGGACAGAGAGCUCGUGGUCAUCAUUGGCUGGGCCAAGCACAUCCCAGGCUUCUCGAACCUCUCGCUGGGGGACCAGAUGAGCCUGCUGCAGAGCGCCUGGAUGGAGAUCCUCAUCCUGGGCAUCGUGUACCGCUCGCUGCCCUACGACGACAAGCUGGUGUACGCGGAGGACUACAUCAUGGACGAGGAGCACUCCCGCCUCACGGGGCUCCUGGAGCUCUACCGGGCCAUCCUGCAGCUAGUGCGCAGGUACAAGAAGCUCAAGGUGGAGAAGGAGGAGUUUGUGACGCUCAAGGCCCUGGCCCUGGCCAACUCAGAUUCCAUGUACAUCGAAGACCUGGAGGCAGUCCAGAAGCUGCAGGACCUGCUGCAUGAGGCACUGCAGGACUAUGAGCUCAGCCAGCGCCACGCGGAGCCGCGGAGGACGGGCCAGCUGCUGCUGACGCUGCCCCUGCUGAGGCAGACGGCCGCCAAGGCUGUGCAGCACUUCUACAGCAUCAAACUGCAGGGCAAGGUGCCCAUGCACAAACUCUUCCUGGAGAUGCUGGAGGCCAAGGUCUGACGGCCUAGGACGCAGACAGACUCCCACCUGUGGACAGACAAAUGGAUGGCCCAAUGCAGAGACCUCCACAGCCACCAGCCUCGCCCUUCCAGCCCUGUGUCAUGGCCUUGGGCAGUCCCAGAAGAAGGGGCUUCUUGCCUCCAGGCUGUGUGCAGAGUCCUGGGUGCUGUGAGACAGGGGAAUGGGGGUGGGGGGUGGGGCGUGGGGCUCAUCUGAAACUGGCUUUUUCUUGGGUAUGUUUUUCCUUCUCCAUGGGCAGUGCUGACGCCUGGGCCAGGGCUGACUUCCCUGAGACUGGAGACCGCUGAGGAAGGGCCCCCUCUCCCCACUGGACCACCGAGAGGUAGCUUGAACAGUUCCUGGCCCCACCCCCUCCCCCACCCCCGGCCUGGUGGGCAGUGCUAGGGCCCAGAGCUCAGGCACACUCAGGUUGGAUACCACCUGGUGGCGUUCCUUCUCAGAGGGCAGGUACUCCCUCCCAGAAGCCCUGCCUACUCUGUGGGUCCCUCGGUCUCUCAAGGGGCCCCGUGCCUUCGACAGUCCAGCCGCCCCUCCUUCCACACUUUGCCUCAGCUGUGCACACGCCCAGCUCCUGGGAGACUCACCAUCGGGAGAGUAGCUGCAAGAACUGGCACAUUUUCAUGGGCACCCCAGCGCUCAGUGCCCCCCGUCUGCCUGUCCUCCUCCUCCUCUUCACCCCCAGGAGCCCCCCUGCUACUUCCUGGCCCUCCCUCAGAGCUUGCUCAGACUGUGCUUCCGCCAGCCACCAUGGCCAGGGGCUAUAGCGGGAAUAGUGCUGGCCCCCAGAGGAGCUCCCCAGAGCCCCCCUUUCUCCUUGCUCCUUGCCCUCCCCCUCCCUCUGUCAGCCUUUGGGGCAGGUCCAGAGCACAUGGUCUGCGGGAAGUGGAGAUGCGGAGGGCCCUGACCCCAUCUGGGGCGCCUGGGCACUAAGAUUCCAGGCUGGGAGGAUCUGGGCAGAAUGGGGGGAGGCCCAAACCAAUCUCUGCUGAGCGCAGAAAAGCCCAGAAGCAGAUAAGCAGACGGGGGAAACCUGAAGACAGGGAGCUCAGUGGGAGCCACCAGCCUCUCUGACCCACCCUGCUUCCAUGCACAGUGGACACCUGGACACCCCGUCCCCGCAUGGUGUGCACGGGUGGCCCAGGGCAGCUUGGAGGCUCUCCCAAGAAUGGAAGAUGCCUUUCCCAGCAGCCAACUUCUAAAGCAAGUAUCAGAGCCACCCCAUCUGGGACACUUUUCACCUGGGACAUGCACACCCUUUCUAACCCAACCUCCCGUCACCUGGAGAGGCAAGCAGAUCCCCACCACCCCUCGCUAGGACACCAGGAGGCCAGGGGCCCUCAUCCACAGCCCCCUGGGCUUUCCAAGGCUGGCGGCUGUUGCUGGUUCCGCCUCCCCGUCUUUCUGGACAGACACCAGCUCUCCAGACAGCAGGGCUGGCUAAGACCCAGCAGCUGCAGAGUGGCCGGCUGACGUCCUCGCAUAGGAAAUAUCAAGGGUCCCAGUGACAUGUGCCCCCCUCCACUCCCCGUUGGCUCUGGGGAAACCAAGCCCACAGUCACUUGACAGUCACCAUUGGAAUUACAACUGAUCCAGGAUGCUCUAUCCCUAGCUCCGUGUGGGUCCCCAUUGUCCUUCAUCUGGGAGGGCACCUCCUCAGCAUCAAGGAACUGGGGCAAAGCCCAAAUCCAACCUAACCAUGAGUGGCCGUGCCCGGGGUCUGAACUGGAAAACUCUCAGUGAGAGAACCGGGGCCUGCCUCUCCCUGGGCUGCAUGCUGCAGGCCGUGGGGCAGUCGGUGGCAUCUCAUACCUGGGUGCCCUGCUCGGUGCAGCGUCACUUUCUGCUCAAGCAUGAGGACCACAUGGCGGGGCUUGUGUCCGCUGGCAUUUGCAGUCCAUCUUUUCCGAGAACAGCCUCUCCAGCUACCGGUGCAGCAACCGGCCUGGAGCGGGCGGGUGCUCUGUAGGUGGCGCAGCUUUGCCUCGCUGUACCUGGCAGCAGAGCCCCUUUCUAGCAGCGGGCGCAGAGGGCCUGAGGCCUUGGUGCCAAUGAGGUGGAUGCUGCUGAUGCUCUUACUCUAAAAAAAGCUUAGAGCAACAGGAAGCAUAUCGGUAACAACGGGAACGCCACUCGGCGGGAGAGGUCCGGGCCCGUGUCGAUGGAGCCCCGAUAUUCAGGGAGCCCGUGUAGGGGCCAACUCCUUGGUCAGAAGCCCCUCCAGCUCUGGGGCCUCCCUGGGAGGAGGGGGGCCCUGGCUUAGUGGGGAGAUGGUGAAGUGAGGAGAGGUUAGGAUACCCCCCCACACACACACAAAAACAGGACAGAACUCAAGUUUUACCCCCAAAUCUGCUGUUCCUGGAAAACCUGUAAAGCGGAAAUAGCCCUUCGCAGUUGUAUCCUCAUGACACAGGCCGUUGAAACAAACCAAGAAAUAAAGUGUACAAAUCCGACGGUGGAGAAGGUGGUUGUGGCUGGGUUUUGUUUGGCCCCCGUGUCCUCACCCUUGCUAAAGCUUCCAGACUGGUUUUAUCCCACUGGGACCUUGGAAAGAGGUGCCCAGGUUUUGUGCACGGGAAACCUCGGCUGCCUCCCAGGGCACAGGGGCGGAGCCCCGUAGGAGGCUCUCACAACCGGGGUGGGGUGCGGGGUGGAAGGCCAUGGCGAGGACUCAGAGGAGCUGGAAUCUGCAUGCACCCCUGUGUCGGGGCUGCCCUCCCCUCCAGCUGCGCCCCUCCCCUCCCCUGUGCAGAUGGGAGAAGUGCCAGCGGGGGUGGAGGCGGCCCCCCUAGAGCAGGAAGACAGGGGGCCCUGCCCAUGGAACAGCACCAAAGUAAAGCACUAUGUGGAGAGAUUGUUUUAUUUUCUAAUAAUGAUAAUGUGGCUGGAAUGGCUUCUUAAAUGUAUAUAUUUUUAAAAAUGGCAGCCCCUCAUUGCAUCACCCACCUGUACGGAUUUCCUCCUCUGCCUGUGUCUCCCAGAGACCCCCAUGUAAGUGCACCACCCGAGGAUUCUCCGGUCCCGGUCCCGUGUAUCUGGAAUCCAA